AUGGAUGUGGACAGAGAUAUUUGUUUUACUAAUUCACUUACACAGCACACCAGCAAAGCAUCGUUUAAUCCGAGAAUUGGUUUCACUCUGAGGGAUCUCACACUUAGAGACAGUGGAUACUAUAAAUGCCUGGUAGAACAGGGCGAAGAGAAACACGAGGUCAAUUAUCAUUUGGCGGUGGUUCGCAACCAAACGUUGAACGAGCCACAAAUUAUAGAUGACAAUUUGCGUCACGUAAUACGAGGAAAACCUUUACACGUAAUCUGUACCACGGAAGUUGACGCAGACAUGCAAUACGUGUUCAAUUGGACUAUACCGCAGCAGACCAGCAGCAGAAUAACACAACAUUCCUAUAGUAAAAAAAUGGGUGCAAUUCUACGAGCUAAUAACGAAUUGAUCAUACAAGAUGUGAGGGAUGAGGAUGAAGGCUGGUACGAAUGCAGAAUCGCAAGUUUUUACGACAUUAAGACAACGAAAAAAUUCAUCAAGGUUCAUGAUCCAGAGAACAAAUUUAUCAACCUAACAGCUCAGGAUAACGACAGACAUUAUCAACGUGGAGAAGGUGAUAAAGUACAGUGGGUUGUAUACGUGGAUGCUUAUCCAGACCCCAAAUUGAAAUGGUUAAAUACGAAGGGGGAGGAGAUUAUAGCAAGUUGGGAUUUUGCGGAAAAGGUGAAAUAUGCGAUAAAGUCGACGACCUCCUCGUCGAUUUUAAGGAUAAAUCAUUUAAACAUCGACGAUAUGGGAGAAUAUUCUCUUCAGGCCUCUAAUGCUGAUAGAAUCGAGAUGCUGAACUUUACGCUAGAUGUAUUAGUGAAACCUGUACCAAUGUUAAAGGUGGACUCUUAUUACACUCCCAAUCAGCAAGCAGAAAUAUCCUGUGAUGUAGCAACGUUUCCAUCACCAACCAUCAGGUGGACUUUCGUGAAAUGUCCUUAUUAUCCCUCUCAUGAAGACGCGGACAGCAUAGAGUUAACGAACACAAAAGAAAGCGGAAUGAGUACCAGGUUCCGUUCGACUGUGACUAUGACCAUCGAAAUGAGCGGCGAUCUUACUUGCACAGCGUGCAACAUUAUCGGAUGCGAAUCUCAAACGGAAACCAUUUUGGUCUCUGAUGGUAAGGGUGGUUUCGGUAUAAUUGAGCCGACACAGCCAUUGACCGAGGGUGACGAUUUGGAACUAAUAUGCGCAGCAUCUAUUUACAAUUACACGAAUAACUUUCAAUGGAAAUACGAAAAUAAUACUCCCAUCGAACAUAGUAAUAGAUUAACGAUCGACGAGACGAAGACUCGAUUCACUUAUCGUUCUAUUUUGAAAAUAAAGAAUAUAACGAAAGCAGAUUCGACAACUUACACGUGUAGUAACAAGGAAGAAAUGGACUAUUUUUUAAACGUGCGUGACUCAAAACCACCUUACUUCAAGGAAAGAAAUAUGUAUAAAAAUGAAACCGUGAUCGAUUUAGACACACAAGGCCACGAAACGAUAAUACUCAAAUGUGUUGUGGGUGGAAUGCCUAAACCAAAUGUUGCUUGGUACAAGGAUAAUAAAGCAAUAAACAAGACUGAUCAAUAUUUUUGUAUCUAUGACAAUCAAGAGUUGCAUAUAAAGUAUUUACGAGAAACUGACAGUGGAAAAUUCUCGUGUCGAGUAAACAAUCGUUUUGGAAGCAUUGAAGACUACAUUAUAAUAACUGUAAAAGGAAAGGCUCUCCCUAAAGAGAUGAUCAUAUUAAUCGUCAUCCUGUUGAUCACAGUUAUAAUUAUACUGAUUUAUUUUACAAUCAAAGUCCGUCGCGAAAAGAUAAUGAGAAAAGAGUUAAUGGAAGCAGGACUGAUGCAUUUCGAGGAAGGAGCAGUGGAAUGCUUGAAUCCAGAUUUGACUGUAGACGACCAGGCAGAGUUGCUUCCUUACGACAAAAAGUGGGAAUUCCCAAGGGAAAAAUUGAAAUUGGGAAAAAAAUUGGGAAGCGGUGCUUUCGGUGUUGUCAUGAAAGCAGAAGCGCAAGGAAUUUGUGAGAAUGAGUUACUUACUACUGUUGCCGUAAAAAUGGUUCGUCGCACAACGGACCCGACAUAUGUUCGCGCGCUUGCCAGCGAACUGAAGAUUAUGGUGCAUCUUGGAAGACAUUUAAACGUAGUUAAUCUUCUUGGUGCUUGCACGAAAAACAUUUCUAAACGUGAAUUGUUAGUAAUCGUUGAAUACUGCCGAUUUGGAAAUUUACACAACUAUUUACUACGGCAUAGGGCCGAUUUUAUUAACCAAAUCGACCCAGCCACCGGCAAAUUUGAUCCCAAUAUCGGUAUCGAUCUCUUAACCAGAUCUGUCAGCAUUAGCAGUAACAACAGUCUUAGCGGUACCAAUUCUGGCACUGAUUCGGUGCACUAUCAAGCCGGUACUAUGGAUUCUCAGGGUGUUAGUAUGUCACCAGACGGUUGUGUUCUUAGUAACAAUUCAUCCCAACCGGGAUGGAGAUCCAACUAUCGUGGCGAUUACAAAGAUCAAAAUUUGAAACCGAUCUGUACCCAAGAUUUGUUGUCCUGGGCGUUUCAAGUGGCACGUGGAAUGGAGUAUCUUAGUCAAAGAAAGGUGCUGCACGGUGAUUUAGCAGCUAGAAACAUCUUGUUAGCCGAAGAGAAUGUGGUGAAGAUCUGUGAUUUUGGUCUGGCGAAAACCAUGUACAAAGACAAUAAUUAUAAAAAAAAAGGCGAUGGCCCAUUGCCUAUAAAGUGGAUGGCUAUCGAAUCGAUCAGGGAUCGAAUUUUCUCCACGCAAUCGGAUAUUUGGUCAUUUGGCAUAGUUUUAUGGGAGUUUUUCACGCUGGCUGAAACACCGUAUCCUGGAAUGGAAGCUGAAAAACAGUACCAAAGACUUAUCGAAGGAUAUAGAAUGGAACAGCCUGAACACGCCACUUCUGAAGUGUAUGAUAUAAUGCUACAAUGUUGGAAGGCCAAGCCCACUUUACGUCCGAGUUUCACAGAAUUGGUCAAGAGCAUAGGCGUUUUGUUGGAAGAAAGUGUGAGGGCGCACUACAUCAGUUUAAACGACCCCUACUUGGACAUGAACACGACAAUGCUAGAAGAUGGCCGUAGUGAUUACCUAACAAUGCUCUCUGCACCCGAUCACACAACACUGUCUUCACCAUCUCACGAGUACUCGAACAUGCCUGUCUCUAGUCCGCCUGAUUCAGCAUACCUGUGCAUGAGUCCCGCCAGCCAGAGGGACGAAUCGGGCAUAUUCAGCCCGAGGCGACAGGAGGAAAAAUCACAUUUCGAGUUUCCAUCGCCUACCUCCGAUUCGGAGGACGCGGUGGAAAUAUCACCGAUGUUAAAGAAAGAAGGAGACGACGAUCCGUAUUUGAAGCCCAUCAAUGUGCAGAAACGAAGGGCAGAGUUCGUUCAACAAAGACUGACGGCUAAGGAUCAACCGUUGGGUCGACCUAUCGACAGGGACUCUGGUUACUGCAACACCCCGCGUCAUCUUCAGUUGAUUGAUCUAAACGAGAAGAGUGAGAAAAAUUCAAAGAACACGGAGGAUAAGGAGAGAUCGAAUAAUGAGAGCCCAGUGUUGAAGGACUUUCUGCCGGCCAUCAUCAGAACGCAGGAUAAUUAUGUGAACAUGCCGAAGCAGAAAAGUGACUUGAGGACAGACGUGCCAGAUAGCUUCAGCAAUCCCAGUUACGUGUUGAUGACUAAUCAUGCAAUGGAUCAGACGAAAGUCUGAGCCUGUGCAUGAACAGAGAUUGGCUAUAAUUAUUCUGGAGUGGUGGUUAACUAAAGGAAAAUCUCUGUUUCAGGCGGGCUCUCGUCGAGUGACGUGAAAAUGUCAGAAAA
Messenger RNA from Habropoda laboriosa, 3830 nucleotides. It is a transcript of the gene Pvr, whose product is annotated as vascular endothelial growth factor receptor 1. Gene Ontology annotation, cellular component: signaling receptor complex. Gene Ontology annotation, molecular function: transmembrane receptor protein tyrosine kinase activity; ATP binding. Gene Ontology annotation, biological process: positive regulation of kinase activity; protein phosphorylation; cell surface receptor protein tyrosine kinase signaling pathway. The transcript has 20 exons. Bases 1 to 3720 code for a protein of 1239 amino acids. NCBI's taxonomy places the organism in Eukaryota, Metazoa, Arthropoda, Insecta, Hymenoptera, Apidae. The record is from RefSeq and is a predicted model, not a curated record.